Stegastes partitus (bicolor damselfish) is the source of this 837-nucleotide messenger RNA. RefSeq names its product TATA-box-binding protein-like. Gene Ontology annotation, biological process: DNA-templated transcription initiation. Gene Ontology annotation, molecular function: DNA binding. Bases 1 to 837 code for a protein of 278 amino acids. Lineage: Eukaryota; Metazoa; Chordata; Actinopteri; Pomacentridae. The record is from RefSeq and is a predicted model, not a curated record. The transcript is spliced from 8 exons.
AUGGACGAAUGGGCGUUGGAGCGUUACUUCGACAAGUACAUCGCACACGACUCAUCGAGGAUCAACGAGGAGCAUGAUGAAGGUGAAGAGGCAUUUUUCCGUUUGCUGCCUGAUGAGCUGCUGACGCUGCCCGAGUCCGGCCAGAACAACACAGCCGAGAACCAAAGCAGAACAGUCGGUCCCAGUCUGGACCACAACUCCCAGAAUGCCUCAGCCGGGCCGUCCUCCGCCACACCUCAGUGCCACAAACCGUUGCUCAGACCCUGCAUACGUCCUCUGCUGUCGUGGUUCCGUGUGUUUGCGAGCAGGAACGUCGUCUCUGUGGUGAACCUGGGCUGCCGUCUGGACCUGGACCUGAUAGCCAGAACAGCGUGGAAUGUCGUGUACAGCGCACAGGUGUCGCACAUGCUCACCAUGAGGAUACGCAAGCCGAGAACCACGGCAAACAUCUUCUAUACCGGGAAGCUGGUCUGCACAGGAGCCACCAGCAUGGAAGAGUCCAAGGUGGCGGCCAGGAGGUUUGCUCGCAUCGUGCAGAAACUCGGGUUCCCCGUCCGGUUCCUCAACUUCAGGAUCCAGAUGAUAGUCGCCACUUGCGACACUUUCCCAGUGUCUCUGGAGAAUCUGGUGCGGGCCCACAAGGAGCACUGCUGUUAUGAUCCGGAGCUGUUCUCUUGCGUCUUCUACAAGUUGCAGCCCGGCCAACGCAUUAUCAUCCCUUGGACAGGGAGGCUCACCCUGACCGGACCUAAAAAUAUGGAGGACAUCUACAGAGGGUUUGAGACCAUCUAUCCAAUCCUGUGCAACUUCAGGAUACGAAUCAGAGGAGGUUCCUGA